AUGUUUGGAUAUUUUAUCCUCCUCUGUUUCCUCUUCUUUCACUUGCCUCUCUGUCACAGCCUCGUGCAAAAAGCACAGUUUGAAGAAGAUGACAUACGAUGCCUCGACCAGACUAAAGCAGAAUUGAAUGAAACAAAUCAGUCUCUUUCAUGGUGGUUUGGGAACACCAGCCAAGGCUUUAUCUGCAACUUUAAGGGGAUUCUGUGCUGGCAUAACGACGACGGCAAAGUGCUGAGCGUUAAGCUCCCUGGAAUGGAGCUUCCGGGACAUUUUCCCAGCGGCUUGAAGUACUGUGGGAGGAUGACCAACUUGAAUCUCUCUAGCAAUAGUCUUACAGGCCCAAUCCCAAGGGAUCUCUGCAAAUGGCUUCCCUUUCUUGUGCAAAUUGAUCUUUCCUCAAACCAGUUUACUGGGUCGAUUCCCCUCGAGCUCAAUAAUUGUACUUACUUGAAUAUCCUUCGCUUGAAUGACAACCAGCUUAGCGGCUCGAUACCAUGGGAAUUGACGCGGCUGCAGCGGCUCAAGAACUUCAAUUUUUCAAAUAAUAUGCUUACAGGGCCAGUACCUUCUAAGUGGGUCUCUAAAAGCAGCGACCUUUUUCUGGGUAACCCUGGAUUAUGUGGAAAACCUUUAAACAGGGAAUGUGAAGGAUUGGCAAAAUCAGUGAAUCCGAUGAUUGUUGCUGCGUUUGUGCUUUACGGUAUUGUGAUUAUUACCUGGAGCAUUAUAGGCAUUCGCUGUUUGAUUUCAAGAGAAGCAUCUCGAGGAUCACCACUGCCGCAUUUUAGGCAGCCCGCUGAUCAUCUGAAAGCUCGGAGGUCCAAAUAUGUUUGUUUGUUCGAGAAGCCAAUACGAAAAAUGAGUUUGGCUGAGCUUGUGGAAGCCACCUGCACCUUCAGCGAAGACAACAUCAUAUGGAAUGACAGCACAGGAGUGUUUUACAAGGCUGAGUUGCCCGACGGCUCUCUGCUGGCGGUAAAGAGACUCAAGAGAUGCGAACAGAGUGAAAACGAGUUCAAGAGGGAGAUGAAGACAUUGGCGCAUCUGAGGCAUCGCAAUCUGCUCCCGCUUUUGGGUUAUUGCAUUGCCGACAACCAAGAGGGGCUGCUCGUCUACAAAUACAUGGCCAGAGGAACCCUACGCAAUUUGGGUCGGAAUUUCCAGAGGACUGGCAUUGCCGAAGACCAGAAUGAGUUGGACUGGUCCACCAAACUUAGGAUUUGUGUCGGAAUUUCCAGAGGACUGGCAUGGCUUCAUCACAUCUGCAAUCCUCAUGUCAUCCACCACAAUAUAAGUUCAGGAGUUAUUUAUUUGGAUGAAGAUUAUAAGCCUCGCAUUAGUGGGUUCGGAUUAGCGCGAGUCACGAGCGACGAGGGGGUAAUUUGUAUAAACAUUGCUUCCGAGCAGAAUGUCCGAAACGAAUUCGAAUACUGUGCGCCGGAACAGGGCAGGAAUAUUCCGUCUCUGGCAACAUUGAAGGGGGACGUGUACAGCUUUGGAGUGAUUGUGGUUGAAGUCAUAACGGGAUUAAAGCCUGACGAUGUGCUCAUGGACAAGGAAAGUGGAAAGGAAUUAACGUUGAUCGACUGGAUCCGUGACAGCAGCACGCAUGCAGAACGGGCAGUAGAGAAAUAUGUGGAAGAGUGUUGUUUAUUGUCAGAGGAAGAGAAAUCAAUGGUGGAGGAGUUGAUGGAGAUGGGUUUUAGGUGUGUAAGAUAUAAGCCAGAAGAAAGGCCUUCAAUGUAUCAAACGUACCAGUCUUUGAGUAACAUUAGCAACAAGUAUGGAGCUACAGAUAACGAGGAGGAAAUACCCUUGAUUGGACAGCUAAGUUGA
Cryptomeria japonica (Japanese cedar) is the source of this 1836-nucleotide messenger RNA. Its product is annotated as inactive LRR receptor-like serine/threonine-protein kinase BIR2. Lineage: Eukaryota; Viridiplantae; Streptophyta; Pinopsida; Cupressales; Cupressaceae. Gene Ontology annotation, molecular function: ATP binding; protein binding; protein kinase activity. The transcript has a single exon. Bases 1 to 1836 code for a protein of 611 amino acids. Gene Ontology annotation, biological process: protein phosphorylation. The record is from RefSeq and is a predicted model, not a curated record.